AUGUCGGUGUCUAAUUCGUCGAUUCGAGAACUUAAUUCUUCCAAAAAUGAUUGGAAAAUUAAAGUACGCGUAUCAAGGCUUUUUGAUGUUUUGAACUUUCGAAAACAUAAUAGUUUGAUUAGUUUGGACAUGGUUUUAAUUGACGAAGUGGUCGAUUAUGUCCAUGCUUCAAUCAAAGGAAAAUUUGUCCAACAAUUUCGUUCAAAACUAAUUGAAGGCAAAGUUUACACAAUUCGAUAUUUUUCUGUUGUACCUAACAAGAAUGAAUAUCGUGUUGUGAGUGAUAACAAGAUAAUGAUACAAUUUUUUCAAAAUACAUCUGUUAAGGGCGUUGCAGAUAAUAAUAAAAUUCCGUUGCACAUAUUUGAUUUUGUUCAAUUGCAACAUUUAGAUAAGUUCUGUAGUAAUGCAACACUCCCUGAUGUGGUUGGUAUGGUUGUAAAAGAAAUUGGAGAUUCAAUUGAAAUAGAAGACAAAUGUGAGAAGUUAGAUAAUGCUACCAUUGGAAAACUUGAAAUUCAGCAUAUCAACAUUGGACCGGAAGAAAUCAACUCUAAAAAAGUUGAUAUCUUAAUACUUAUGAAUCAUGUUCAAAAAACUUUAGAAAAGGAUUUGAUCUUCUAUUGCAUUGCUAAAGUGGAUACAAUUAUGAGUGAAAAUAGUUGGUAUUAUAUCUCAUGCCCAGCAUGUAAAAGACGUAUCAGUCCAAGAAAAACAGAUUUUUGGUGCAUUCCUUGUGAGAAACAAAUUGAAAGGCCCAUCCCAAGAUAUCGAUUGGAGCUUAGUGUUAUCGAUCAUAGUGGGUCAACAAUAUUUGUAGUUUUUUAUGAAGAAGCUAAGAAACUGGUAGGACAAGAUGCAAGUACUCUUUUUGAGGCUCAUAUUUAUGAAAAGAUCAAUGAUCAUAAUGAUGAUGAUAAUGAUGAUGAUAAUGACAAUGAAGAUGAUGAUACACAAAUUCCAAAGAUGAUUGCAAAUAUCAUUGGAAGAGAGUUAGUGUUCAAAAAUAAAAAUGUCAUAAAAAAUAAUGAAGAUAUUUCAAAAGAUGAAGUUACAGUUGUUGAAGAAACCGCAAAACGCCUUUUUGAUAAUAUCGAUUCAACGGAAAAGAAUCAUGAUUCAUCCGACCAAAUCACAUCAAAGAAGAUAAAGGUUUAG
Molecule: messenger RNA, 1158 nt
Organism: Chenopodium quinoa (quinoa)
Lineage: Eukaryota; Viridiplantae; Streptophyta; Magnoliopsida; Caryophyllales; Amaranthaceae
Exons: 10
Coding region: 1-1158 (385 amino acids)
Biological process (GO): DNA replication; DNA repair; DNA recombination
Cellular component (GO): nucleus
Molecular function (GO): DNA binding
Source: RefSeq, a predicted model, not a curated record